CGAGAAGGAUUUCGUAACCCUUGAAUUUGGGGCUUUGGAGAAGGUUACUCGAGAAUUCGAAUCCUUUUUCCGCAUCGCCAACGAUUAUCUUCCUCUCAACCAAGCCGAAUUUUUGUUUUCGGUUUUGUGCAUUUUUGGGGAAAAAGUUUCCUCAAAGGAGUGGUCAGGAAGGGAAAAAAAAAAAAGAAAAAGAAAAAGAAAAAUAUUUGAUGGCUAGUGGGUUUGGGGAAUCAACAACAACGCCGAGAAGAGAGUCUCAUCCAAGCCCAUCUUGCUCAGGGAACAAUGGUUCUAAUGAUGCUGGUGAUUUUGAAUGCAACAUAUGCUUUGAUUUGGCUCAAGAUCCAGUGAUCACACUGUGUGGGCACCUAUUCUGUUGGCCAUGCCUUUAUAUGUGGCUGCAUCAUCACUCUCAAUGUCAAGAGUGCCCUGUGUGCAAGGCCCUUGUGCAGGAAGAGAAGCUGGUUCCUCUUUAUGGCAGGGGUAAGGCUCAGACUGAUCCUAGGACUAAGAGCUAUCCUGGAAUGGAGGUUCCUCGCCGUCCCUCCGGCCAGAGGCCGGAGACAGCGCCACAGCCGCCACCCCAACAGCCGGGGCCCAAUUUGUUCGGGAAUUAUGGGUUUGGGUUGAUGGGCGGAUUCAUACCUAUGGCUACGGCAACAUUUGGGAACUUCACACUGUCCACUGCUUUUGGAGGGUUUAUCCCAUCACUGCUUAACAUUCAAUUCCAACCGUUUCAUGAUGCCACUGUCUAUGGAACAACUUCGGGGUAUCCUUUUGGGUUUACUUCACACCAAGGUGGUAAUCCUCGAGGCUUUACGCAGGCAGCGACACGUCAAGAGCUGAGGCCUGAGGACAAUGCUCUGAAGAAUCUGCUUUUGUUGAUUGGUUUACUUGUACUUAUCACCGUCAUUUUUGUGUUGUAAUGGAUGUUUAGCUGCAGAUCUUCUGUCUUAAUCGAUAUAUCGUCCGAGCGUGUGUGCGCUUUUGUGUGUGUAUACAUGUUCGACGGUUUAGAACAAAGGAUUUUAUGCGCGAGAAUGCUGCCCCAUUGGGUUCUUUGUUGAAUGUGUCAAAACUAAACGAGAAUGUUCAAUUUGUGUAAAUGCUUAUUGCAAGUGUUCCAGCAUGUUUGCUGCUAAUGCG
Molecule: messenger RNA, 1146 nt
Organism: Arachis ipaensis
Lineage: Eukaryota; Viridiplantae; Streptophyta; Magnoliopsida; Fabales; Fabaceae
Biological process (GO): ubiquitin-dependent protein catabolic process
Cellular component (GO): endoplasmic reticulum
Molecular function (GO): metal ion binding; ubiquitin protein ligase activity
Source: RefSeq, a predicted model, not a curated record